CCAACGCACAUUCAACGUCCAAAUUUUCCGGAGACAGUUUGAUCAGUGAUCUCAAUUUUAAAUCGGCUAGUCGAUUUACUUCCGUGAGUGCAAGUUGACACUUUAUUAAUCAGAAAUCAAAAUGAAUACAUUUGUGGUUUUGAGUCUUCUUGUGGCUUCGGCCCUCGCCAUUCCAGCCCCCGAGUUCCAAUCCGCGAAUUUGGACUGCCUUGGAUUAGACGAAAAUAUGUUGAGUUGUUUUGCGAUCAAAGCAAACAGUGCUAUCUCCAGGGCUGCUAGGUCCAGUUCCUUUGAACUCUUCCCUGGAGUCACUUUCAACCGUGACACGCCACUUGAACGAUCGGGCAAAGCUCUCGAAUCGGAAACCGAUCUGAUGAACGCCCUGCCAAGAGAAAACGCAGACAGAGCAUUGAAACUCGCUGCCAUGAUCUAUGACUCAGCUGUAUCUUUCUUCAAGAGCCACAGUCUCAAGAUCAAUGUCCCUGAACAGUCCAUCUCACGUGCCUUGACUGAAGGUCGUGCCAAAAUCAAGAAAUUUGCUCUUCCAUUGAUCGCUGCAGCUGGAUUUAAAAUCUUCGCAUUGAUCCCAAUCUUACUUGGAGGACUCGGUCUCUUGGUGCUGAAGGCCUUGGUUGUUGGCAAGGUCGCCCUGUUGAUCGCCGCAACUCUGGCAUUCCAGAAACUCUUUGGAAGUGGCAGCAUUGGAUCGGGAGUUGGUAACAUUUUCAGCAAAGCUACUUACCCCGCUCAACCACCAGCACCGUACUACGACGCUCCCGGGUCAUCAAACUCAUGGGCUCCAAAUGUAGCCACUGGUAACAGUGGAUACCAAUACAAAAGAAGCUUUGACGACGAAAAGAUUGCCCAGAAACUCGCUUUCUCGGCCCAUGUCCCUGACAAUGAAUAAAUUAGAGAGGCUGUUAAGCUAUUAAGUGUCAUAUUCAUAUCUAAACAUUCUCAUACUUAAAUUAAUUUCAUAGUUUACGGUAAUAUUUAUUUUAAUUAUCAAAAUUUUUAUUUAUUUGAUAGUUAUAAAUAAGUAUUUAAUUUUUUAUUUAU
Messenger RNA from Cotesia glomerata, 1059 nucleotides. RefSeq lists its product as uncharacterized. NCBI's taxonomy places the organism in Eukaryota, Metazoa, Arthropoda, Insecta, Hymenoptera, Braconidae. The record is from RefSeq and is a predicted model, not a curated record. The coding region runs from base 122 to 907 and encodes 261 amino acids. The transcript is spliced from 3 exons.